CCAAAACCACAUGCCUUCAAGACAAUCCUCGUCCCAACAUGCCGCUGUGAGCGAGUGCUAUGACAUGGAGAACAUCAACCUUGGAGAGAAUCUCCACCCCAGGUCCAAAUCCUGGAGGCUGAGGCAAUCUCUGAAGGAAGUUGAGGAGCCGUGCCCAAGGCUUCUUUCCCUCGGUGGUAGAGAAGGCCCAGGACAACAGAUCAAUGGCGACUACGAGCUUGUGGAGGGAGUUCGGCCCCAUGGUCGGCCUUGCUGGCUCCGAAGAGGCAAACCCCUUCUGACCACCAACAGCAACGGCUUGGCAGAGCAUGAUGGUGAUGAACGCCCACUGUACCUGUUCUUCGGCGAGAUGGGCUACUGGAACAUCGCCGGCUCUGUGCUUGCUGCCGGUGUCCAUGUUCUGGCUCGGAGUGGCCCGGACUUUCUGUCACCCUCACCGGACGUGUGUCCAAUGCCAUGGACGGUCUUCGCAUUUGGGAAGGCGACCAAAGAUCCCAGCAUUGUUUGCUUCAGACAUGACAUCUCCAUCAGGGUUCCAGAGGCUGUCCAUGUGACUGGCUGCAGAGGGGACCAUGGCCAGCUCAAUGGAAACUAUCAGCAUUUGCAAGGCGUCCGGAUGGGCAGCCGACCCAUUUUCGUCAAAGAUGGCUUCGGUGCUCGAGGAGAGGAAGAGAGGAAAGUUCUGCACUUCAACCAGCGUGCCGGAAAAUGGUUCAUCUCCAGCGUCAUUUUGAGCGCGUUAGAGGAAGAACAGAUUAGUAGAUCUUCGGGUGAUGGUCCUGAUUUACCUCAGUGGCGAUGUGCUAUGACACUUGCGAGGAGCCCUGUCGCAUGGACUUCCUCGUCACCAGCAAGCUUGCAACCUUGGUCCAUCAUCCAGCAACUUCCGACUCAUUUGCAGUAUGGCAUGACGGAAAGGCGCAGGCUUGCAGAGGAAGAUGUAAACGAGGAUGCAAGCGUCUUUAUUCCAUGGUCCUGGCUUCAAGUCAGCGAAGGCUAUGCACGCAAGGCCACUCGCAGCUUCGGACGCUCUGUGUCUGGUGUGUCUCCAGGUUCUUCUCCGCGCAGUCUGGGAUCGCCACAGAACGAUACCUUUGACGGGGAGACUGCGGAGAUUUGUGGUACAGAGCCAGAGGAGAGCGACUUCGUUCUGUGUCUGAGCUUUCGCCACUUCGAGGGCCUCUCCGAAGCCUUUGGCCUCAGCGGCGACUACGUCCGAUCCGAUCAGCUCUAUGGGGAUCGUCCGGUUUGCAUUAAGGCUCCCUUGCGUCCGCGUGGAGGCAUUCUGGAUGAUGAAAAGUCACAGGAGAAGCAGCUAUUCCUCUUCUAUGAUGAUGAUGACCAGAGUCGACGGUGGAAGGUGGCACCAGAAGUUGGAGCCAAGGGGCUGAGUGUACUGGCUCGGAGUCCAGUUGGCUGGGAUGAGGUCCUUUGGUCCGCCGAUGUUUUGCACAAAGAUCUGGGACCUUGGCAAGUACGUACCUUGGAGCCGGAGAUCAAUGUCUUCCAGAGCAAGCAUGAGAUGGACGAGGACGCGCACUUCGAAGACUGUGACGCCUUGGAGGUGGUGAGUUUGGAAGAUCGAUGUCCUGCAAGGACCGUGUCCUUUUAUCAAGGCUCAGAAGCUGGAGUGCAGGCGGUUGCUGAGCAUCCAUUGGCCGGCGACUUCAGGUUGCUCCGGCAAAGAUAUGGGAAGCGGCCAGUCUAUCGGCGAGCUCCGCUGCAACCUUGCGGUCCCAGGCCGAGCUUGCCUUCGCAGCCUGGACUCUUCCUCUUUUUCGAACCUCGCUCCGGAUAUUGGGUGGUCAGCACAAUCUCUCCACUCGCAGCAAACCAUGCCGUUGCGUCUGCCGGACCAGAUGUGCUAGGGCGUUUCGGUCAGGUCCUGGCAAGAAGCGGUCCAAGUUGGACACCGUUGCUUCCACAGGAUGCGAUGGACUGGGAGGCGGCCGACAGCCAGGUCCCUGGCUUUCAUCACCGGCUCGCCCCUUCGAGAGCGCCUCCAAGUGCUUUACUCUCGGAGCAGCUCGUGGCAACAAAAUGGCUUAGACUCAUGGCGCUGGGGUUCGAUGCCCCACCCUUCUUCCUAUGCAUUGGUGGCUGUGGAAGCAGGGUACAGUCGCUGAAUGGCUCCUAUGAGUUGCUUCCAGAGUCCAUGUGGGCAUCAAGGCCAGCCUGGAAGAAAAUGCGACGAGAGCACGGUGACGAAGAGGAGGACUUCCCCAAGUAUCUUUUCUUUUGGCCGGAGACUGGACAUUGGAUCAUAGGGCCAGAACUUCAUUCUGCUUACACAGGACUGGCUCGCAAUGGCCCUGGCCGCUGGGCAGCCUAUUCCCCCGACCAUUGCCCCGGACGUUGGGCAGCGUUAAAUGGAAGCACCUUCUCUGAAGACCCAAAGAUUUUCUGUCGCAGACAGAAAACUGCCUGGGGAAAUUUGGAUACAUUCGGCCUUUCCAGCAGCCUGUCUCCCUGUCAAAGUCUUGGCCCAAGGGUGAAGGCAAUGCCGCUGUCACCUCGCGCUUGCAGGAGUGCCAUCUUCCAACCCGAGGCGGUCACUUCCAAAGCCUCAAUCCCAGCAGCGGGUAGUCCGUUGCCAAAGAGUGGAGGUGAGGACCGUCGACUUGGAAGCCCAAAACUCUCACCUCGAGAACUGCGGAAGCCUUUUGGCUGGGAGUAGGCUUUCAGAUGCUGACUGGGAAGAAAUGUGAACACUCUUUCACUUCUUUCGGUUCUCCUUUCGGUGUUACUUUACCAGCCACACAUACUAGGGAUCACCGGGUUCAUGUCAGCUGACAUCUGCACACCGAGAUUCGGCCUCAGGAGCAGCGGAUCUCCGAGGUCACCCAGAGAUUGUCAUAGUCCGUGCACAAAGUCUGCACAGCGAGAAGUGAGCCCUUCAAGGAACCUAAGUCCAGUUCGCACGCGGGGCAUUUGUUGGCGGCCGUGAUGUUACGCCGUUUUUGGGCGCGGAGAAGGAGAGGCUCCCACGGUUAGAUGCAGAUGGAC
Messenger RNA from Durusdinium trenchii, 3006 nucleotides. Lineage: Eukaryota; Dinophyceae; Suessiales; Symbiodiniaceae. The record is from the annotation of a GenBank genome assembly.